UCUCCAGCCAAUCGUGGCACGCCUUGACCUAUCUCCCCCUCUUAUUGGGUGAGCGGGAGUGCGACGAGACGGAUGUUGUCGUUUUCGCAAGGGGCCAAGCCGUCAAGAUGGCGGGUAGUGGCGGGGAGCUUGGAGGUGUAUUUGAUCACCAUGUCCAGAGGACUGUAUGCGACACGCGGGCCAAGUAUCGGGAGGGGCGACGGCCUCGUGCUGUCAAGGUAUAUACAAUCAAUUUGGAAUCUCGGUACUUGUUAAUACAAGGAGUUCCUGCAGUGGGAGCGAUGAAGGAAUUAGUUGAGCGUUUUGCUUUGUAUGGUGCAAUUGAACAAUAUAAUGCUCUAGAUGAAUACCCAGCAGACGACUUUACAGAAGUUUAUCUUAUUAAAUUUAUGAAUCUACAAAGUGCAAGGACAGCCAAGAGAAAAAUGGAUGAACAGAGUUUCUUUGGUGGACUGCUUCACGUGUGCUAUGCUCCAGAAUUUGAAACAGUUGAAGAAACUAGAAAAAAAUUACAGGAGAGGAAGGCUUAUAUAGCAAGAACUACUAAAAAUAAAGAUCAUUACGUGACAAAGAAGAAACUGGUUACGGAGCUUAAAAACACACAAGAUUUUAGACAGGACUUCCAUUCAGAGACCUCUGGAUGUGCAGCCACUUUGAACACUUCUACUGGCAACUCAGAUCCUUGUCUUCCUUAUUCUUGUGAAUUGCCUUUAUGUUAUUUUUCCUCGAAAUGUACAUGUUCAUCAGGGGAGCAUAUGGACAGGGCAUCAAACUUCUCUCAGGAUGGUAGAAACCAUGAAGAAACAUUGGAGCAUUGUAUGCACAGUGACUCUUUGCAGAAAAUACGGGUGAAACCGUUUAAAAAUUCAUCGGCCUGCCCUGGCGCACAGGCUAUUACUUCUUCAGAGGCAGUUGACAGAUUUAUGCCUAGGACAACACAACUGCAGGAGCGGAAAAGGAGAAGAGAAGAUGAUCGUAAAAUUGGAACUUUUCUUGGAACAAGCACGAGUAGUACUGAGGUUAUGAUUGGGCCUCUGUUACCAGACUUACCCAAAGUGGAUAUGCACGAUGACUCGUUGAACACGACAGCAAAUUUAAUUCGGAAUAAACUUAAAGAGGUAAUUUCAUCUACGCCAAAACCUCCAGAAGACAAGCUGGAAGAUGUACAUACAAGUCGUCCGUUAAAACAAAGAAGAAGAAUAUAGAUUGCCAGCAGCAAAUUAUAUUUUCUAAGGGACUAUUUAUCUUUUAUUUUUUAGCCUAUCAUUUUAAUUCUUUAAGAGAUUUUACUGCUGGUAUUU
Molecule: messenger RNA, 1301 nt
Organism: Panthera uncia (snow leopard)
Lineage: Eukaryota; Metazoa; Chordata; Mammalia; Carnivora; Felidae
Product: RNA-binding protein 48-like
Exons: 5
Coding region: 108-1205 (365 amino acids)
Cellular component (GO): nucleoplasm
Molecular function (GO): nucleic acid binding
Source: RefSeq, a predicted model, not a curated record